Penicillium coprophilum is the source of this 750-nucleotide messenger RNA. RefSeq lists its product as uncharacterized. The record is from RefSeq and is a predicted model, not a curated record. NCBI's taxonomy places the organism in Eukaryota, Fungi, Ascomycota, Eurotiomycetes, Eurotiales, Aspergillaceae. The coding region runs from base 1 to 750 and encodes 249 amino acids. The transcript has a single exon.
AUGUCCACCAUUCUGAAUCCCAAGGAAAUAGAUCUUCACUCAGCCUCUAUCAGAUCCAACAGCACUCUAAGCACACUCAUCGAGCCAUCCUGUUUCUACCCAUCCCGCAUUUUGACCAUUAAUGCGCAAGGCAUUCGAGCGUUUCGUCUCCCACUACCAUCCCGCCAAACCGAGAUCUUUGUCUACAACCCAGACGGCACCGAGGCCUACGUUUCCACGCGGGACAAGCUUUCCUCAGGAAAUGCCAUCCUGUCUCACCCAAAGCGCGGAAGUCUUAUCCGAACCGAAUACUUUUUCGGACCGAGCCGUGAUCCCGUUGUGCACCUGCUUCAACCUCCGAGUGACAUUCCCAAGAAGGUGAUGGUCGUAGGGAAAUGGACUUCCCGAACAAUGUGCUUUGAUAUGCCUAGAGGUAACCGGUUUGAAUGGAAAUAUGCCAAGGAAAAAAGAGCCGAUGGGCAGAAAGUGAAUUUGAUGGUCUUCCGCGCAGUAGAGGGAGAGAAGGGUGGGAAUAAAGAGACCCAGGCCCACAGGAUUGCACAACUGGUUCGCGACGAGAAUUCUCGGACGCCCAGCACGUCCCGGUCAUCUGCCGGAAAUGGUGGUGAAUUGCAGAUUGAUGAAGCUGCGUUACAGUCUCUCGAAUUGGACGAGGUCGUUAUUGUUGCGACUUGCUUGAUGAUGUUGAAGAAGGAGAUUGACCGACGUAGGAUGAUUCAAUUGGCGAUGAUUGCGGGAGUGGGUAUUUAA